AUGUUGCAGGAUGAUGGUGAGCUUUACGUAAGGGCAGCACACCAUCGCGACCUGGUCAUCCUGCGUUGCCUGAGGCGGCUGGACUGCCCCUGGGGCCCUGGUGUCUUCAGCCGAGCGGUGUACGACAAGGUUGGUGGCGGUACCCUAGAGGUCCUUCAGUGGCUGCACGCCGAGGGCUGCCCGUUGUGUGGUGGCGAAUGGCGAAUGUGGCGGGUGCAACGACAACGACACAUGCAGGGCAACACGAGCACGUCAACUGGUGCGCGGCAACUGGUGCUGUCCGACAACACCGCAUACGCCUCCGCCACCAUUGGAAACAUUGUGUUCGACGCCACCACCAUUGCCGCCAUCAUUGGCGACGGCAACGCCGCCGGCGUCCCCGCCGCUGGCAUCGCCACCCUGGCCGCUGGCGCUGCAGGAGACCAUGUAUAA
This is a messenger RNA of Volvox carteri f. nagariensis, 432 nucleotides long. RefSeq lists its product as uncharacterized. The transcript is spliced from 3 exons. The record is from RefSeq and is a predicted model, not a curated record. Lineage: Eukaryota; Viridiplantae; Chlorophyta; Chlorophyceae; Chlamydomonadales; Volvocaceae. The coding region runs from base 1 to 432 and encodes 143 amino acids.